Anastrepha ludens (Mexican fruit fly) is the source of this 772-nucleotide messenger RNA. RefSeq names its product small integral membrane protein 14. Bases 303 to 632 code for a protein of 109 amino acids. Lineage: Eukaryota; Metazoa; Arthropoda; Insecta; Diptera; Tephritidae. The record is from RefSeq and is a predicted model, not a curated record. The transcript has 4 exons. Gene Ontology annotation, cellular component: endoplasmic reticulum.
UUUGACGGUUUGGUAGCACUUGAUAAAACACCAGAAGUACAUAGAAUAUUGUGUGUGAAUAUUGUAUUCAUACGAAAAAAGUGUUGAAGACUGUUGAUGUUGUAACAGUAUAAAAAAUUCCUCAAACAUUUUUGAGGAAUACUUCCGAGGUGGACAUAAAUCCGUGUCGUUCUGGCGUCAUUGGGCCGAUUGUGGGGAGAACGCUGCUGUUAUUGCAGGAGAGGCUUGUGUCUCCACGAAUCUAAAUUCGUGCCUUUCCGCUAAACAAGCAACAGACACCAAAAAUCUAACGCACAACAAAAAUGGGUGAUGAGUUUGAUGGUUGCGAGUGCGUUUGGUCGCAUGAGUUCGCUAUGCAGCGGCUUUUGGCGAUGAUACGUCAGAGUCAAAAUCAUUGCACCGACGUAGAAUGCAUUGACGUAUCUGGUCGUGUGCGAGAAACUACCACUGGGAGUGGUAAUGAAGAGUCCACUUUGAUUAUGACGACAAUGUUUAUGCUCUUCGCUGUGCUUAUGUAUUUUAUAAGGCCCGAAUCGAUUAGGAAAUACACAAAGCGACAUUCACAAAGGCAAGAUUCUAAUGGCGGUUUGCCACCACCGCCGCCACCACCGGCACCGGCAGCAAUCAAUUAAUAUUGGCAUUUGGAUGGGCGGAAACCCUUAAGCAUAUACUUUUUGUCUGUCAAUUGUAAUUCAACACGAUUAAGUUAACGCUCUUUUCUUUAUUUUCCUCCAAAUCUAGUUUCAAAUAAUAUUUUCCAUGCAAAAUUGUU